Pseudopipra pipra is the source of this 4918-nucleotide messenger RNA. It is a transcript of the gene HDAC5, whose product is annotated as histone deacetylase 5. Lineage: Eukaryota; Metazoa; Chordata; Aves; Passeriformes; Pipridae. The record is from RefSeq and is a predicted model, not a curated record. Gene Ontology annotation, molecular function: histone deacetylase activity. Gene Ontology annotation, biological process: negative regulation of transcription by RNA polymerase II. The transcript has 27 exons. Bases 16 to 3492 code for a protein of 1158 amino acids.
GAGUGACGUCACCGAAUGUUGUUGUCGGGGCGGGCGGGGCCGCGCGGCGAAGAUGGAGGAGGAGGGGGGGGCGCGGCGGGGCGCGCGCCGGGCGGCACCGGGGGGACCCCAGGGCUCCCAGGUGGCGCAGGCACAGCCGCGGUGCCCCGGGUGGCACUGACGGGCUCGCCGGACACGUGCCUCUCCACACCCCCCUGGCACCCGCCGCCCACCAUGGACCCCCAGAGCGACACAGAGGGGGUGUCUGGCCAUGAGCCCCCCCUGGAGCUCCUGCCCUGCACCCUGCUGCACACCCCAGGGCCAGAGGGGCCGGGGCUGGAGGGGCCAGGGCUGGAGGCGGCGGGGCCGGAGGCUGCAGGGUUGGACGCAGGACUGGCGGCGGCACGGGAGCGGCAGCUGCAGCGGGAGCUGGUGGCCCUGAAGCAGCAGCAGCAGCUCCAGAAGCAGCUGCUCUUCGCCGAGUUCCAGAAGCAGCACGAGCACCUCACUCGCCAGCACCAGGUCCAGCUCCAGAAGCACCUCAAGCAGCAGCAGGAGGCCCUGGCCGCCCGCCGGCAGCAGGAGCUGGAGCAGCAGCGGCAGCGGGAGCGGCAGGAGCUGGAGCAGCAGCGCCUGGAGCAGCUCCAGAGCCUGCGACCCAAGGACAGGGGCCGUGACAGUGCCAUCGCCAGCACUGAGGUGAAGCUGAAGCUCCAGGAGUUCCUGCUCAGCAAGACGAAGGAGCCAGGCCCCGGCCCCCCAAACCAUUCCCUCCCCCAGCACCCCAAAUGUUGGGCUCACCACACCUCGUUGGACCAGAGUUCCCCCCCGCAGACAGGCAGCCCGGGGACCCCUCCGUCCUACAAGCUCCCCCUCCUCGGCACCUACGAUGGCCGGGAUGACUUUCCUCUCCGGAAAACUGCCUCUGAGCCCAACCUGAAGGUGCGGUCGCGGCUGAAGCAGAAGGUGGCGGAGCGGCGGAGCAGCCCUCUCCUGCGGCGCCGCGACGGCUCCGUGCUCAGCGCCUUCCGCAAGCGCCACGUCGAGAUCACCGUGUCCUCGGUGUGCAGCAGUGCCCCCGGGUCGGGGCCCAGCUCCCCCAACAGCUCCCACGGUGCCCACAACGGCCUGGCCGCCUCCGUCCCCAACAUCCACACCGAGCAGCUCCUGCCCCAGCCCCGUGCCCUGGCCCUGGAUGGGGCCCAGCUCAGCCUCUACACGUCCCCGUCGCUGCCCAACCUGUCCCUGGGGCUGCAGGCCACUGUCACUGUCACCAGCGCCCACCUCCCCGCAUCCCCCAAGCUGUCACCGCAGGCUGAGGGCGAGCGCCCGGGGGUGCCCCCCCUGCGCCCCGGGGCCGCCCUCACCGGGAAGUUCCUGAGCACGUCCUCAAUCCCGGGGUGCCUGCUGGGGGUGGCCCUGGAUGGGGACCCCCCGGCCGGUCCCCCGUCCCUGCUGCAGCAUGUCCUGCUGUUGGAGCAGGCGCGGCAGCAGAGCACCCUCAUCGCUGUGCCCCUGCACGGCCAGUCCCCGCUGGUGACGGGGGAGCGCGGGGGGGGUCCCCGUGGGAACAAACUGCCUCGGCACCGGCCCCUGAGCCGCACCCAGUCGUCCCCGCUGCCCCAGAGCCCCCAGGCCCUGCCCCACGGCCCCCUCCAGCACCACUUCCUCGACAAGCAGCAGGUCCAGCUGGGCAAGCUGCUCCCCAAGGGGGGGGAGCUGGCACGGCAGCCCCCCACCCACCCUGAGGAGACGGAGGAGGAGCUGACAGAGCAGCAAUCACCCCCCCCAGGCGAGGGGGGACCCCCUGGCCCCCCCCUCGGCCCCCCCCUCACCCUCAUCUCCCCGGAGGCUGGGGACCCCCCGGAGCAGCUGCAGGACCCCAAGGGCUGCCAGGGGACAGGGGACAGCGGGGAUGAGGCUGAGGGUGCCGGGUACCCUGACGUCACCGAGCUGGGCGUCACCUACAAGCAGGUGUACCCCGAGGCACCACUGCAGCUUUACCCCACGCCCCCCCUGGGGGUCCUGGCACUGUCCCACCCGGCCCUCGCCCGCACCCAGUCGUCCCCCGCCAGCGUCAAGCCGCCUGUGCCCGAGGGGCCCCCCAAGCACCUCUUCACCACAGGUGUGGUGUACGACACGUUCAUGCUGAAGCACCAGUGCACCUGUGGGAACACCACGAUCCACCCGGAGCACGCCGGCCGCAUCCAGAGCAUCUGGUCCCGGCUCCAGGAGACUGGCCUGCUCGGGAAGUGUGAGCGGAUCCGGGGCAGGAAGGCGACACUGGAGGAGAUCCAGACGGUGCACUCAGAGCACCAUGCGCUGCUCUACGGCACCAGCCCCCUCAACCGCCAGAAACUGGACAGCAAGAAGCUGCUGGGUCCCAUCACGCAGAAGACAUACGCAGUGCUGCCAUGCGGGGGCAUCGGGGUGGACAGUGACACGGUGUGGAACGAGCUGCACUCGUCGAGCGCGGUGCGCACGGCCGUGGGCUGCCUGCUCGAGCUGGCCUUCAAGGUGGCUGCAGGCGAGCUCAAGAACGGCUUUGCGGUCAUCCGCCCCCCGGGCCACCACGCCGAGGAGUCCACAGCCAUGGGCUUCUGCUUCUUCAACUCUGUGGCAAUCUCGGCCAAGCUGCUGCAGCAGCGGCUCAGCGUGGGCAGGAUCCUCAUCGUGGACUGGGACAUCCACCAUGGGAAUGGGACCCAGCAGGCCUUCUACAGUGACCCCCACGUGCUCUACAUCUCCUUGCACCGCUACGACGACGGCAACUUCUUCCCGGGCAGUGGGGCCCCUGAGGAGGGGGUCACCUGUGGCUGUGUCCCAGGUGGGCAGUGGGCUGGGAGUGGGCUACAACAUCAACAUCGCCUGGACUGGCGGCGUGGACCCCCCGAUCGGGGACGUGGAGUAUCUGACCGCCUUCAGGACGGUGGUGAUGCCCAUCGCCAAGGAGUUCUCCCCGGACCUGGUGCUGGUCUCCGCUGGCUUCGACGCCGUCGAGGGCCACCUGUCCCCGCUCGGUGGCUACUCUGUCACCGCCAAGUGUUUUGGACACCUGACGAAGCAGCUGAUGAUGCUGGCAGGGGGCCGGGUGGUGCUGGCGCUGGAGGGGGGCCACGACCUGACGGCCAUCUGCGACGCCUCCGAGGCUUGUGUCUCUGCCCUGCUCGGCCUGGAGCUGGAGCCCCUGGAUCCGUCCCUGCUGCAGCAGAAGCCAAAUGUGAAUGCAGUGGCCACGCUGGAGAAGGUCAUCGAGAUCCAGACCAUGGGGUCCCUGGGGGUCCCCUGACCUGUCCCAGCCCGGGUGUCCCCUGUCACGCUGCCCCCGGCAGGCAAGCACUGGGGGUCCGUGCGGCGUUUCGCGGCGGCCGUGGGCCGGUCCUUGCUGGAGGCCCAGCGCAGGGAGGCCGAGGAGGCCGAGACGGUGACAGCCAUGGCCCUGCUCUCGGUGGGCGCCGAGCAGGCCGGGGGAGACCCCCAGCCCAGACCAGUGGAGGAGCCGAUGGAGGCUGAGCCUACGCUCUGACCCACCUGCAUCGUUCCCGCCUCCGAAAAAACCAAGAAACACCCAGAAGAGAUGAAAAAACUCACACACACACACACAGAGAAAAAAAAUCACAGUAAAAGGGAAAAAAAAGCACUUAAAAAAAAAGACCAAAAAAAGAAAAAAAAAGACAAAAAAAAAGACCAAAAAAAAAGACAAAAAAAAAAAAGGCAGAAACCAGAAGGAAAACCAGAAAAAAGAGGAAAAUAUUUUCUUUUUCUAUUAAAAAGAGGAGAAAACCACAAAAAAAAUCCCCCCUCCCUGUCCAGUGCCCCCCCCCGGCUCCCCCGCGGUGUUUGCGGUUGUGUCUCUUGUGCAGCAGCGGUUCCACCAGCACCCCGUGUCCCCACCGUGUCCGUUGGGUCCCCCCCGUCGCUGCCCGGACCCCCCUGGCGCUCCUCUCUCUUUUUUUUAGGGAUUUUCCCUUAAUUCCCUUUCUAUUUUUUGUGUGUGUCCCCCCCUUUGUUCCCUCCUCGGCUCUGGCAUUUGUUCCCUCCCUGCUCCUCCAACCCCACCCCCAGGGGAGGCGAUGGGAAAUAUUUGUGCCUUUAAUUAUUUUUUUUUAAUGCCUUAAUUUCCCUUAAUUUUGGGUUUUCUUAAUUUUCUUGGUUUUUUUUUUUCCCCUCGGCCUCCCCGUUUGGGACAGGGACACGAGACAAAGGGACGAGCUCUGUGUGUGUCCCCCCAUCCCUUUGUCACCCCUUCGUUGGGAUCAAAUUUGUUCUUAGAGGAGGAAAAAAAAAAAGAGACACAAAAAGAGAAAAAACCACUUAAUUUUCCAGUUUUAUCACCAGCCAGAGGGGCCUCGGAGCAAUUUUAGCUUUAAAAGAGAGAAAACUACCCAACCACCCCCCUAAAAAGGGAUAUAAUUUUAUUACAGAUGGAUUAUUUAAUAGUAUUUUUUUAAUGGGGGGGUGGAGGGGCGGGGACAGGGACAGCGCGUUGUGGGUUAUUUUGGGGGUGACGGGAAUUUGGGGGGGUCCCCAAAUUAGGACAGAGGGAUGAGCGUGUCCUUGGUCACCUCUCCUAACCCUGGGUGGGGGGGAAAGAACCCCGGUUUAGGGUGAGGAAGAGAGGGGUGUCACUGUGAGGACCCCAGUGUGGGUGUCCCCAGUGUUGGGGACACCCCGUGUGUGGUGGUGGUGGGGGGUCCCAGAUCCCCAUCCCGGGAAGGAGAAACACCCCCGGGAUGGGGAGAAGGGGGUGCCGGCCCCCCAGCAGUGUGCCCGGCUUGCUUUGGGCUGGUGUCCCCUCUACCCCCGUGUGUCCCCCCGUGUCCCCCCUCGGUUGCUGUCCGUCCCACCCCCUGCUCACGCUCGCUCUGGGUCUCGGUUCAGUAUUUUGUAAGAUGUCACCGAUGUUCGUCCUUGUAUAAAUAAACUGUUUCUGGCAAUA